Cyprinus carpio (common carp) is the source of this 996-nucleotide messenger RNA. Its product is annotated as small integral membrane protein 14-like. Lineage: Eukaryota; Metazoa; Chordata; Actinopteri; Cypriniformes; Cyprinidae. The record is from RefSeq and is a predicted model, not a curated record. Gene Ontology annotation, cellular component: endoplasmic reticulum.
UCGUCUUAGUAACAUUCCUAAAUCUGCUUCCCCGAUCUUUAUCAAAACACAGCCGGAACAUCAGCCGGAGCUGGGGCCCAGAGCCAAGCACCAGUGUACACAGGGAGUGUUUGCGCUGGAUCUGGAGACUCUCAGGGGUCAAUAUUCACAUUCCGGUGCUCCUGGUUUAAAGCGAACAGUUUUAAAUCGCGUCGCUUGAGUUAUCUUAUAAUCGAACGUGUGUUUUAUUUAGGAGAGGAUGGCAGAGGGAGGCUAUGACCCCUGUGAGUGCAUCUGCUCUCAUGAACAUGCCAUGAGGAGACUCAUCAGCCUGCUGAGACAGUCCCAGGCCUACUGUACAGACACAGAGUGCCUUCAGGAGAUGCCGGGCCCCAGCUCCUCAGUAGAAGGGGACAUCGCUCUACCCAUGAUCAUUAUGGGAUGGCUGGUGCUAGCUCUCGUGCUCUUUCUGAUCCGGCCGGCCAGCUUGAGGGGCCCUUCAGCCAGCAGCAAGCCCUCCGGUCCCCGUGGUAAUCCUGGCCGAGAGCCACCAGCACCUCCUGUGGACUAGAGCUCUCUCACGGAUCGUUUAUUCCAGCCUCCACCUGAUCAGCUACUGUGACUAACAACCAAUUAAUCAUCUUUCAGUGAUUCAGAUGUCAGAUUCUUUAGUCCAAUAAGGGGGGGCUGAUCUACACAGACUCUUAGGUUUGUGUUACAUUUCAAAAGAGAAAGUUGAGAAAAGGAGCAAAGCUUUCCAGGUUUAUAUAUAUAUAAAUAUAUCUCCGUCUUCACUUUUUUUACUCCUUCCUAUAUUUUUAUUAUAAAGCAUUAUUAGGUAUUCAGCAAGUUGUUAAUAUGACACAUCAGCCUGUAUGACGACGCUUCCCAGAUCAGCCUGAACUGACUAAAGGUUACGCAGAAAUCUGGUAUUCGGGUUAUUUUUUGAAGGUGACGAGGACAAUGUUCUUGACUUCAUGGACGUGAUGUCAUUGAGUGAGCCUUGACUCUGCGUUG